Girardinichthys multiradiatus is the source of this 1741-nucleotide messenger RNA. It is a transcript of the gene cib2, whose product is annotated as calcium and integrin binding family member 2. Gene Ontology annotation, molecular function: calcium ion binding. The record is from RefSeq and is a predicted model, not a curated record. The coding region runs from base 262 to 825 and encodes 187 amino acids. The transcript is spliced from 6 exons. Lineage: Eukaryota; Metazoa; Chordata; Actinopteri; Cyprinodontiformes; Goodeidae.
UCUACUGCUCUGGGUCAACCGUGACCGUGUUCUUCUUUUCUGUUUCUUUUCUAAAUUUCUUUUCCAUCAAAUAUUUGUUCUCAUGGCAGGCAUAUCCUGAAUGGACAUCAACUGCAAUCUUUUUGAAGUUCUUGCAACGAUAUUCAACUCAGCUUGUGCGGAUACUUUGACUUGGCCGACCCCAUAAAUGCCUUUCUUUGAGAAAAGGCGGUGGACUUUCUUUGCUUUGAAUGUGUACAAGCAACAAAUUACUUGAUAAAGAUGGGUAAUAAGCAAACAAUCUUCACCAAUGAGCAACUUGAUGCUUAUCAGGACUGCACGUUUUUCACUCGCAAAGAAAUUUUGCGGCUGCACAGCAGAUACCAUGAGUUGGCUCCACAUCUUGUACCAAUGGACUACACCAAUGAACCUGAUUGUAAACUGCCGUUAGCUCUGAUUGUCAACAUGCCAGAAUUAAAGGAAAACCCAUUUUGCAACCGGAUUGUGGAGGCAUUCUCAGAGGAUGGGAUGGGAAACCUCAGUUUCAAUGAAUUUGUGGAUAUGUUCUCAGUCCUCAGUGAAACGGCUCCAAGAGAACUUAAGGCCAUAUAUGCCUUUAAGAUAUAUGAUUUCAAUGUGGAUAAUUACGUGUGCAAGGAGGACCUUCAGAAGACUCUAAAUAGGCUGACAAAGGAAGAGUUGACUCCCGAGGAGGUUGAGUUGGUGUGUGAGAAAACCAUCGAGGAGGCAGAUUUGGAUGGAGACAACAAACUCUCCUACUCUGACUUUGAAAAUAUGAUAUCCAGGGCUCCAGAUUUUUUAAGCACAUUUCAUAUCCGUAUCUGAGAUGUGUGGUUUGCCGGUUUUGAUGUCGGCAGCUUGAUGAACCUGGGGGCUGAAUUAUAGCCAGCCCUGGCCCAGCACCACUCUGGUCUCCAGUCAAAUAGAAAGUCAACUCUUCUUAAUAUGGUCUUAACUAAAGAAUACAUGCUAAAUUUUAGUAAAAUACAUUCCUCUGUUUUUUGGUGUACCCUGAAGCUCUGCUUGGACUUCUUCUGUUCAGUAUUUUCUAUCAGUGUGACAUUCAAUUCCAUUGUUACACGGAUGACAUCUGGGUCUACCUGUCCACCAAAUCCAAGUGUAUUUGUAAAAUUUGAAAGACAGGAAAAGGCGUUGAAGAGCAUAACCACAGCUUUAAGAGGAUUGUGAAGAAAAAGCACUUUCAAGAGUUUGGGGUCAAGAUUCACUAGACAAUUAAUGAGUCAUAAAUUAAAUUUACUUCUCAGUUUAUUGGAAUGCACCUGUGCUUUUCUAGUUACAACAUAAUGGAGCUAUAGGAGUUAAACAUCUUUUAACAUUUUAAAAUUGAAAAAAUGUGAUAAACUGAUGUAAAAAAUACAUUUUUCCUUUCAAAUCAAUUCAGAAGUGCAUAAUAAUAUUCCACUGUAAAAAUAUUUAAAUUCCAUUUUCUUCAUAUGUGUAUUUACUACAUAUUCAGUAUUCAUAAAAGUAUGGACAUAGCCUAAAAUAAAUGAAAGCACAUGCGUUCAAACCUUUUAUGUGCUUGUGUUUAAUAUCUAGUUGUAUGCAAGGCUGUAGACAGUCAUAUCUAGGUCAUCAAGACUAAUUUUAGGACUCAUCUUCUGUCACAGCAGCUAGCAUGAGAUGUCAGUUGUUUGCCAUCCUUGGGGAAUAUUUGUUGGACAAAGUUUUGUGAUGUCAGAUGUUUGUCUUCUUUUGAGUAAAUGCCUAUUUUGUGUGU